UUCUGGUGGCCCCGCCCCAACUGCUUUAAUUAUUAGUAUGGCAAAAAAAGAGAGAGGAAGGCCUCCCGUUCAUUGUUAUUAUUUUUUUAAAAAAAGAAACCGGUGAAAAAGUUUAGAGCUCAAAAUAAAACCUGUGGUUUUGUCCAGUGGUUGAAUUCCUGCUUGGACUAACCGCUUCAAUGCCUCCUUUCUGUCCCGCAGUGCAUCAUGGGAGAUUUUCCACACAAGUGAACCAUCAGAACCAGGGAGAAGACUACAUCUUCCACAAGGCACUGCGCCGAAUAUAAAGGGUCCACAAGGGAGGGAGGAAGAAGAGAAGCCGGUGAAUGUCCGCGGUAGAAAGGAAGCUCUCGCUGACUCCUCUCUUCUGACAUCGGGUAGCCGCAACCGGAAAGUGGUUUCAAGAGGGCAAGAGGGACUGAGGUGAGAACAGAGGUCAUGAGCUGCUCUUAGAAAGCUGUGGUUCCUGGAAGCAAUACGAGUCACAGCGGGGGUCCAAGAUGCCGCACAUCGACAAUGACAUUAAGUUAGACUUCAAAGAUGUCCUUUUGAGGCCCAAACGGAGUACUCUGAAGUCCCGCAGCGAGGUGGAUCUCACGAGGUCCUUCACAUUCCGUAACUCCAAGCAGACAUAUACUGGGAUCCCCAUCGUCGCUGCCAACAUGGACACUGUAGGCACCUUUGAGAUGGCCAAGGUCCUUUGCAAGUUCUCUGUCUUCACUGCCAUCCAUAAACAUUAUAGUCUAGACCAGUGGAAGGAGUUUGCAGCUGAGAACCCGGAUUGUCUGCAGAACAUGGCGGCCAGUUCAGGCACUGGUCCCUCGGACUUUGAGCUGCUGGAGCAGAUCCUGGAGACGGUGCCGGAGGUGCGCUACAUCUGCCUGGACGUGGCCAACGGAUACUCCGAGCACUUUGUUCAGUUCCUGAGGGACGUGCGCAAGCGGUUUCCUGAUCACACCAUCAUUGCUGGGAAUGUGGUGACGGGGGAGAUGGUGGAAGAGCUCAUCCUGUCAGGAGCUGACAUCAUCAAAGUGGGAAUUGGACCAGGCUCGGUGUGCACCACGCGGAAGAAGACGGGGGUCGGCUACCCCCAGCUCAGCGCUGUCAUGGAGUGUGCAGAUGCCGCCCAUGGCCUCAAUGGGCACAUCAUCUCGGACGGAGGCUGCAGCUGCCCAGGGGACGUGGCAAAGGCUUUUGGUGCCGGCGCAGACUUUGUCAUGCUGGGGGGAAUGCUGGCUGGACACACAGAAUCCGGCGGGGAGCUCAUUGAGAAGGCAGGCAAGAAAUACAAGCUCUUCUAUGGCAUGAGCUCAGAGGUGGCUAUGAAGAAGUACGCCGGAGGCGUUGCCGAAUACAGGGCAUCAGAGGGGAAGGUGGUGGAAGUGCCUUUCAAGGGCGACGUGGAGCACACCGUGCGGGACAUCCUGGGCGGCAUCCGCUCCACCUGCACUUAUGUGGGGGCCGCCAAGCUGAAGGAGCUCAGCCGCAGGACCACCUUCAUCCGGGUCACCCAGCAAGCCAACCCCAGCUUUGGGGAGGCAAGUCCACCCUGACCUCCCCCUCUGCCCCCAUGAGGCAGCUCCUGCGCCAGCCCAACUUCUCCAGUCAAUCUGAUUUUAGGUUACGAAGUGGGAGAAGUGCAGGAUGGCCGACUGACGCUCUUCCAGGUUCACGCUGGCGCUGACCAAUUACGCACCCCUUCCCUCACAUCAGGCUCACACUACAUUUCUGCUGUGGCAUUCCCUGCUCGUUUCAGGACAGGCAGAUUUCCCUCCUGUGUGAACAGGAGAGGGAAAGAAAAAGAGAGAGUGCGUGUGCAGUAAUUUUAUUAUAUUGGUAUGCCAGUAUUCCAAAGUCAUGCUUCUCAAAGUGGCUUUUGUGCUGCAGAAACUCCAUCUUUCUUUCCCGAGACCAAACUCGAAAGGGAACCAUGGCCCUGUGAGACAGGGAAGGAGUGUUCUGUAGCCCUCCCCUCCCAGACAAAUUGGAGACAAAGAGAAGCAAAGUGGCGGCUUUUGCAGUUUUUACUGAAACCGGAAUAAAACUCUCAAAGUGA
Messenger RNA from Rhineura floridana, 2056 nucleotides. It is a transcript of the gene GMPR2, whose product is annotated as guanosine monophosphate reductase 2. The record is from RefSeq and is a predicted model, not a curated record. The transcript has 12 exons. Gene Ontology annotation, molecular function: GMP reductase activity. Gene Ontology annotation, biological process: nucleotide metabolic process. Gene Ontology annotation, cellular component: GMP reductase complex. NCBI's taxonomy places the organism in Eukaryota, Metazoa, Chordata, Lepidosauria, Squamata, Rhineuridae. The coding region runs from base 501 to 1553 and encodes 350 amino acids.